AUUUUAAAUCCUCGGGCCAAUGGGGAGCGGCCGCGCGCGGUAACGGCCCGGGGGGUUUGAAUCGGGGCUGUCCGGCACCGGCACCCACCGAGCCCGGCACCCACCCACCGACCGCACCGAGCCCGGCACCGGCACCCACUGACCGACGGACCGCACCGAGCCCGGCACCGGUACCCACCGAGCCCGGCACCGACCAACCGGGACCGAGCUGAGCUGAGCCGAGCCCAGCACCCAUCGACCCGGCACCGACCGACCGGACCGAGCUGAGCCUGGGACCGGCACCCACCGACCCCCGCACCGACCGAGCCCAGCCCAGCCCCGGGCCCCGCCGCUGCUCCGGCCCCGAGCUGUGCUCGCACCCGCCGCUCCCCGGCACCGGGACCCGCCAUUCUUCCAUCACCGAACUGAGCCCGGACCAGGCUCCGUCGCUGCUCCGGCCCCGGCAGAGACCCCCGCAACCCCGCAGUCCCGCACGCCAUGAGCGCGGCGGGCGGGAAGGCGGCGCGGCCGGCGGCGCUGGCGGAGCCGCCCCGCACGGAACCGGCCCGGGCGGCGGCGGCGGCGGCGGGCGGGAAGGAGGUGCCGAAGGUGCUCGUGGACCCGCGUACCCGGCGCAGCUUCGUGCGCGGGCGGUUCCUGGGCAAGGGCGGCUUCGCGCGGUGCUACGAGCUGGCCGAGGCCGAGAGCCGGGAGGUGUUCGCGGGGAAGGUGGUGCCCAAGUCGCUGCUGGUGAAGCCGCACCAGAAAGAGAAGAUGUCCAUGGAGAUCGCCAUCCACCGUAGCCUCUCUCACCGUCAUGUCGUCGGCUUCCAGGGCUUCUUCGAGGACGCCGACUUUGUCUAUGUCGUGCUGGAGCUCUGCCGCCGCAGGUCGCUGCUGGAGCUGCACAAGCGGCGGAAGGCGCUGAGCGAGCCCGAGGUGCGGUACUACCUGCGCCAGACCAUCCUGGGCUGCCAGUACCUGCACAGCCACCGCGUCAUCCACCGCGACCUCAAGUUGGGCAACCUGUUCCUCAGCGACGACAUGGAGGUGAAGAUCGGUGACUUUGGCCUGGCCACCAAGGUCGAGUACGACGGUGAGCGCAAGAAGACGCUGUGUGGGACCCCCAACUAUAUCGCCCCAGAGGUGCUGGGCAAGAAGGGGCACAGCUUUGAGGUGGACAUCUGGUCCAUCGGCUGCAUCAUGUACACUCUGCUGGUGGGGAAACCUCCCUUUGAGACUUCUUGUCUGAAGGAAACGUACCUCCGGAUCAAGAAGAACGAGUACACCAUUCCUAAGCACAUCAACCCCGUGGCUGCAAACCUCAUCCAGAAGAUGCUGAGGUCUGACCCUGCCACGCGCCCGACCAUCGAUGAGCUGCUGAACGACGAGUUCUUCACCUCGGGCUACAUCCCCAGCCGCCUGCCCACCAGCUGCCUCACGGUCGCGCCCCGGUUCUCCAUCGCUCCCAGCGGGAUGGAGCUCGGGCGGAAACCGCUGACGGCGCUCAACAAAGGACUGGACAGCCCUGCACUGGAGAACUUGCCAGACAAGGAGGAAGCAGCGGGGCUGCGGGAGGUGGGAGAUGCUGUCACCUGCCACCUGGCUGACAUGUUGCAGCAGCUGACAGCAGUCAAUGCAGCCAAGCCCUCUGAGAGAGUGGCGGUGAGACAAGAAGAAGCCGAGGACCCAGCUUGCAUUCCCAUCUUCUGGGUUAGCAAAUGGGUGGACUACUCAGAUAAAUAUGGACUAGGUUACCAGCUGUGUGACAACAGUGUCGGGGUUCUCUUCAACGACUCCACUCGCCUCAUCAUGUACAACGACGGGGACAACCUGCAGUACAUUGAGCAGAACAGCACCGAGUCCUACUUCACCGUGAGGUCCUACCCCUCCACCCUGAACAAGAAGAUAACACUACUGAAGUACUUCCGGAACUACAUGAGCGAGCACCUGCUGAAGGCAGGGGCCAACAUCACACCACGGGAGGGGGACGAGCUGGCCCGCCUGCCCUACCUCUGCACCUGGUUCCGGACCCGCAGCGCCAUCGUCCUGCACCUCAGCAACGGCACCGUGCAGAUCAACUUCUUCCAGGACCACACCAAGGUCAUCCUGUGCCCUCUCAUGGCUGCUGUCACGUACAUAGAUGAGAAACGGGACUUCCGCACGUACAAGCUGAGCCUGAUCGAGGAGCACGGCUGCUGCAAGGAGCUGGCCAGCCGGCUCCGCUACGCCCGCACCAUGGUGGAGAAGCUCCUCAACUCCAAGUCUGGCUCGGGCCGUGCGAAACCCUCUGCUUAGACCUCGUUCUUGCUGGACUCAACGUCUGUGCCAAACUGCCCAGCUGUGGAGGGAGAGGUCUGGGAGCUUUCCUCCUGUGGCACAGCUGGGCUCCCACUCUUGGAUAUGGGCUCGUUGCCACAAGGAAGCCCCUGUUGCUGUGGGAACAGUGUUGAUCACUCUGACUGAUGCCCAAAGGUUUCUUGAUCCCCACUCCUAAUGGAGUGGUUUUUUUUAAUUCCUUACCUAGUCUGUUUUUCUAACUUCCCAAAGCCAAAAGCCUGGCUCCAAACCAGCCCUCUUGUUUGAGGCACCUGGGCCUGCUCUUGAGAGAGCAGAGCAGGGGGAGAGCAGAGCUGUCACGUGAGGUGUCUGUACGUGGCUGUGCCCUUGCCUUGGGCUUCGUUUCCUCUUGCAGAAGCUCAGGUAAGGUAUUGAACACGCCCAGGGUGAGACCGAGCAAUCGACCUUUUAAUACUGAAACUACACAAAACCUCAACUUUUGUAUAUUGCAUAACUUGAUUAAAGAUUGUUUGCCGCAGUGUC
Chiroxiphia lanceolata (lance-tailed manakin) is the source of this 2802-nucleotide messenger RNA. RefSeq names its product polo like kinase 1 (gene PLK1). The transcript has 10 exons. Gene Ontology annotation, biological process: mitotic cell cycle; regulation of cytokinesis; protein phosphorylation. Gene Ontology annotation, molecular function: protein serine/threonine kinase activity; ATP binding; protein binding. Bases 478 to 2277 code for a protein of 599 amino acids. Gene Ontology annotation, cellular component: cytoplasm; nucleus; centrosome. The record is from RefSeq and is a predicted model, not a curated record. Lineage: Eukaryota; Metazoa; Chordata; Aves; Passeriformes; Pipridae.